UUGAGGCUGAAGCCGCGAUCGUUCACGCCCUGCCCCCCCCAAAAAAGCCUUGUGUCAAUGGGAGGAGAGAGCGUGGGAGAGAUCGCGGCGCGUCAGAAUCGCACCCUGGUUAAGCAGAGGGAGACGCACCGAGUCUAACCAAACGCUGAGAGCCCCCUGCAAAGCCGAAAGGGGCCUAUGAACCAGGAGCCGAUUUAAAACAAAGUGCAGGAGGACGAGGAGAAGGAUUUGCUUGUUUUAUUAUUUAGGGGCAAGAGCGUACGCCCUCUUUGGUAUUUCGGAUCAAUUUCCGAGGGGCUCCCCACCCGUUGUAAUUUCAGAUCAAUUUCGGCUGCAGUUUAAUUUGGGGGAAGCUUUACUGAUUUUCAACACACACACACAAACACAAGAGCCCAGCCCUGCAAAGGGAAGAGAAAGUGGCGACUGUCAACCAUGAGAGAAUAUAAAGUGGUCGUUUUAGGCAGCGGGGGUGUUGGAAAAUCUGCCCUAACCGUGCAAUUCGUCACAGGAUCUUUCAUUGAGAAGUACGACCCGACCAUUGAGGAUUUUUACAGGAAGGAGAUCGAGGUGGACUCGUCGCCCUCGGUGUUGGAGAUAUUGGACACGGCCGGCACCGAGCAGUUCGCCUCCAUGCGGGACCUGUACAUCAAGAACGGGCAGGGCUUCAUCCUGGUUUAUAGCCUGGUCAACCAGCAGUCCUUCCAGGACAUAAGACCCAUGAGGGACCAGAUCAUCCGAGUGAAGAGAUACGAGAGAGUGCCCUUGCUGCUGGUGGGCAAUAAGGUGGACUUGGAAGGGGAGCGAGAGGUGACUUACGGAGAGGGGAGAGCUUUGGCCGAUGAAUGGAACUGCCCGUUUAUGGAAACCUCGGCCAAGAAUAAAAUCUCAGUGGACGAACUGUUUGCAGAGAUCGUUCGGCAGAUGAACUAUGUAGCCCAGCCUAAUGGAGAUGACCAAUGUUGUUCCUCGUGUGUGCUGCUGUGAUAGAUUUCUAUAUAAAUAUAUAUUAUACAUUAUAAAACGAAGGCACAGAAUUUCUAUGCAAAGUUGGAGAUGUGGAUAUGUGGAAGUCCAUAAACAAUGUGGCGUCCAGCUAACUUAUGGAGACUGUAUAACAGAGGCCACCAAUUAUUGGACUGCCUCCAUCGUGACAACAGUUCUGAUGGUGGGGUUAGGGGAAGCAGGAAGUACUUUUUUUUCUCUGUUGAACUGCUGUAAUGUCUAUUUUUCUGUUGCCUCCUCUUGCCCCUCCUCUCUCCAUGUCCCCACCCCAGUAAAAAGAAGCGGUGGAGGGGUUGAGGGGGAAGAAAGGCAGAGCAAGUAUAUUUAAAAGUGUGUGUUUGGGGAGGGGAAAGCGACAAUGGUAUUUUUUUCAACUGUGAGCUGUGAAUGCAACACAACAACCAUAGACUUGUACAAACAAGGGGCAAGGGAUGGGGGUUUUAUUUUUUUUGG
This is a messenger RNA of Leucoraja erinaceus (little skate), 1455 nucleotides long. Its product is annotated as ras-related protein Rap-2b. Gene Ontology annotation, biological process: negative regulation of cell migration; Rap protein signal transduction. Gene Ontology annotation, cellular component: plasma membrane. The coding region runs from base 433 to 984 and encodes 183 amino acids. The record is from RefSeq and is a predicted model, not a curated record. Lineage: Eukaryota; Metazoa; Chordata; Chondrichthyes; Rajiformes; Rajidae. Gene Ontology annotation, molecular function: GTPase activity; GTP binding; GDP binding. The transcript is spliced from 2 exons.